GCCAACCUUAGCUGGUAUUUUUCUGUUAGUGUUUAUUAGCUUCGCGUCGGAUUGUGUAAUAAAAAAGUUAGAAGACAAAAAAAUUUUUUUUUGUAAAAUUGUUGUUGAAAAGGGUUAUUUUUUGAGUUGAAUGUCUAACUUCCAUUAAACUGCGAAAAAUAUUUAAUACGGAAAUAAUUCUAAAAAUCUCAAAGGAAAAUCAAUGUUGAAAAAUCAAUAAAGUGUUUUUUUUUAUUUAUGUGUUUUUGACUUUUGAUUAUACAUAUUUAUGAAAUAUAUAUGUUCUCCUUUGCAUACUGAGUACGAAAAUGGCCUCUCCUUCUCCUGUUAACAGUCCAAUGCCUCCUCCUCAAGCUCCUAGUCCCAUGGGACCGCCAUCGCAAAGUCCGGUUGCACCACCUUCACCUCACAAUUCAUAUUCUCAUGGCCCACCAACACCUCAUGGACAACAUCCAAUAUCAUAUGGUCCACCCCAUGCAACAAAUCCGUAUGUUACACCACACGGACCACCCUCAAGCCAUUUGGGUCCUCCUCAUGGACAUCCGCAAAAUCAACAUGUUCAACCUGUUCCUCUCGUACCACCGCCGCAUACUCAACAUGGAACUCCUGCAAAUACCCAACAUGGGCCCCCGUCACAAGGACAUGGACAACUUCUAUCUACGCAACAUGCGGAUCAGCACGGUAUUUCUCAACAAAAUCCACAUAUAGGUCCAGUGAACCAAUCUGGGCAGCACGGACCACCAGUUACACAUGGGAAUUCAUCCCAAGGUCCUCAAGGGCCGCAUACAGUGCCACCUCCUGGUGCCCCACAUAUGAAUGGAAUAUCAAGUCAAAAUAUACCACCACCUCAAUCUCAUCAUAUGCCGCCUCAUCAUCCAGGAAUGGCCUCUCAUUCAGGAAUGCAAAUACCUCCACAAGGUCCGACAAUGCCUCCAAUUGCUUAUCAACACAAUAUUCCACCAAAUGUGGGUAUUCCUCCUCCUUCCAGUGUCACUGGUCAGUCACCUCCUGGUCCUGGCCAAGAUAAUAAUUUAAAUGCUUUACAAAGAGCAAUUGAUUCAAUGGAGGAAAAGGGUUUGCAAGAAGAUCCACGUUAUUCACAGUUACUAGCACUACGAUCAAAACAUCAACAUCUGAAUUCAAACCAAUUACAAAUGUUGCGAGCUCAAAUAAUGGCGUAUCGGUUGCUUGCUAGAAAUAAGCCUUUGUCUCCGCAAAUACAAGCGAUUGUUCAACAGACACAACAACAUGCGCAACAAUCUACUUCCCAAGGACCUAAUGGAUCCGCAGGCCCAUCAAAUCAACAAUCGAUCCAAGUAGGUUCUCCGCCCUCACAAAGUCCAACUUCGAACUUAGCCCAAAUUCCUUCAGGACCUAAUCAACCGCAAAGUAUCCCCGCGUCACAGCAACUGGGAUCGAACGGGCCGCAGCAAGCGGUACUUGCAACAAACGUGGGACAUCAAGUAUCAUCUUCAUCACAGCAAAAUUUAAAUGCAGGGCCUCAAGCCGCACCAUCUCUAUGUUCAACACCCGCAACAAAUGUUCCAUACCCAGCCAGUAUGAGUAAGAUACCUCAACAUACUAUGCAGUCGUCUCAAUCAAACCAACCUUCAAUGCAACAACAACAUCCAACACAACAUCAAAAUUCUUUAAAUAAUCCGAGUGUACCACAAGGUGCAGGUCCACCAGUUAAUCAAGGAGCAUCAGAACAUCUUAAUAUUAUGCAAAACGGUUUAAAACAAUCGUCUCCUACACUUUUGGGACCGGGAGUACAACCGCCAUACAGCGGUGGUCAACCACCAGCUCCAGCCCCAUUGCCGGCACAGUUGGCACAAGCUAGCCGUAUUCCGUACCCUACUGGAAUACAACAACACAAUCUUGUUCAGGGCCCUAAACAAGGGGCUCCUCCACCACAACCGCAACCAUUACCAAAACCUAAUAGGGUUACAACAGUUGGUAAGCCUAUAGGAAUAGACCCACUCACGUUACUCCAAGAAAGAGAAAACCGAAUAGCAACUCGAAUUGCAUUGCGUGUACAAGAAUUGCAAAGCUUACCAACUACUAUGUCGGAAGACUUACGUUUGCAAGCAGCUAUCGAACUUCGAGCACUGAGAGUUCUUAAUUUUCAAAGACAACUAAGAAGUGAAAUAGUUCAAUGUACCAGACGCGAUACUACACUAGAAACAGCAGUUAACGUAAAAGCAUAUAAGAGAACAAAGCGUCAAGGAUUGCGUGAGGCCAGAGCUACCGAAAAAUUGGAAAAGCAACAAAAAUUGGAGGCAGAACGAAAACGUCGCCAGAAACAUCAAGAAUUUUUAGCUGCCGUUUUGCAACAUGGCAAAGAUUUCAAAGAGUACCAUAGAAAUAAUCAAGCACGACUUUCAAGAGUCAACAAGGCUGUCAUGAAUUACCAUGCUAAUGCCGAAAGAGAGCAAAAGAAAGAACAAGAGCGUAUUGAAAAAGAACGUAUGAGACGUCUGAUGGCCGAAGAUGAAGAAGGUUACCGGAAACUGAUUGAUCAGAAGAAAGACAAACGCCUAGCAUUUUUAUUGUCCCAAACUGACGAAUACAUUAGCAAUUUAACUGAAAUGGUCAAACAACAUAAAAUGGAUCAAAAAAAAAAAAAGGAAGACGAAUGGAAACGGAAAAAAAGCUUUAAAAGAGAGCUUCUUAAUUCUGGAGAAUUUAUUCAAUUGGAUGAUGGAAAUCCUGCAGCCGACAUGAGAGUGACCGUAUUAGAUCCCAAUACGGGCAAUAAAUUAAGUGGUGACGAUGCUCCGUUGCUAAAGGACUUGCAUAAAUGGUUGGAAGCCCAUCCAGGAUGGGAAUGGUGUGAUUCUGAAUCUGAUUGUGAUGAGGAUGAUGAAGAACUUCUAAGAGAGCGGGAACGUCGUAGAGAACAACAAGAACGAACCGAAAAAACUGAGGAAGAAUUAGCUAAAGAUUUAAUCAAAAAGGCUAAAGUUGAAGAUGACGAAUACCGCACCGAAGAGCAAACCUAUUAUAGUAUUGCUCACACUGUUCAUGAAAAAGUUACUGAACAAGCAAAUAUAAUGGUAAAUGGUCAAUUAAAAGAAUAUCAGCUUAAAGGCUUAGAAUGGCUUGUUUCGUUAUAUAACAAUAAUCUUAAUGGUAUAUUAGCUGAUGAAAUGGGUUUGGGAAAAACAAUUCAAACAAUAGCCUUGAUAACUUAUUUAAUGGAGCGGAAAAAAGUGAAUGGUCCAUUUUUAGUGAUAGUCCCGUUAUCAACACUUCCAAAUUGGGUGUUGGAAUUUGAAAAAUGGGCACCGUCCGUUGUAAUAGUCAGUUAUAAGGGUAGUCCUGUUGGUCGACGUACUAUUCAAAAUCAAAUGAGAGCAACUAAGUUUAAUGUUUUACUUACGACUUACGAAUAUGUUAUUAAAGAUAAAGCAGUUCUAGCCAAACUUCAGUGGAAGUAUAUGAUAAUAGAUGAGGGCCAUCGAAUGAAAAAUCACCAUUGCAAACUUACCCAGGUGUUAAAUACUCACUAUAUAGCACCACAUCGCUUGCUGCUUACUGGUACCCCGUUGCAAAAUAAAUUACCCGAACUAUGGGCUUUGUUGAAUUUUUUACUUCCAUCUAUUUUCAAAAGCUGCUCAACUUUUGAACAAUGGUUUAAUGCACCAUUUGCUACUACAGGAGAAAAAGUCGAGUUAAAUGAAGAGGAAACUAUAUUAAUCAUCCGUCGCCUUCAUAAAGUAUUGCGUCCGUUCUUAUUAAGGAGGUUGAAAAAAGAAGUCGAAUCUCAAUUACCAGAUAAAAUCGAGUACAUUAUAAAAUGUGACAUGAGCGGUUUGCAGAGAGUACUUUACAAGCAUAUGCAAAGCAAAGGUGUUUUACUGACUGACGGAUCCGAAAAGGGAAAGCAAGGCAAAGGAGGUGCGAAAGCAUUAAUGAACACAAUUGUCCAGUUGAGAAAAUUAUGUAAUCAUCCGUUUAUGUUUCAACACAUUGAGGAAAAGUAUUGCGAUCAUAUUGGUGGUCAUGGUAUGGUUACAGGACCAGAUUUAUAUCGUGUUGCUGGUAAAUUUGAACUUCUUGACAGAAUUUUGCCGAAACUGAAAGUUACAGGUCAUAGAGUUUUACUUUUUUGCCAAAUGACUCAAUGUAUGACGAUAAUUGAAGAUUACUUGAGUUGGCGUCAAUUCGGUUACCUCCGCCUGGAUGGAACUACAAAGUCUGAUGAUCGAGGGGAUUUGCUGAAAAAAUUUAAUGCUAAGGAUUCAGAAUAUUUCAUAUUUCUACUUUCUACACGUGCUGGUGGUUUGGGUUUAAAUCUUCAAAGUGCUGAUACGGUCGUCAUUUUUGAUUCUGAUUGGAAUCCGCACCAAGAUUUGCAAGCUCAAGAUCGUGCUCAUCGUAUUGGUCAAAGAAACGAAGUAAGAGUGCUAAGAUUAAUGACUGUUAAUUCUGUUGAAGAGAGAAUUCUUGCGGCAGCACGGUACAAAUUAAAUAUGGAUGAAAAAGUUAUUCAAGCUGGUAUGUUUGAUCAGAAGUCUACCGGUAAUGAACGUCAACAAUUUUUACAAAGUAUUUUACAUCAAGAAGAAGCGGAUGAAGAGGAAGAAAAUGAAGUUCCUGACGAUGAAGUUGUAAAUAUGAUGAUUGCCAGAAAUGAAGAUGAGUUAAAAUUGUUUGGUGAGAUGGAUGUUGAAAGAAGAAAAGAAGAUGAAAUAAGGCAUCCAGGUCGAACACGGUUAAUUGAUGAAUCGGAACUUCCAGACUGGUUGACCAAAGACGACGAUGAAGUAGAACGGUGGCAAACAUAUGAAGAAGAUUACGUGUUGGGUCGGGGAUCUAGACAGCGUAAAGAAGUUGAUUAUACUGACAGUCUUACCGAAAAAGAAUGGCUAAAAGCAAUUGAUGAUGGUGCAGAGUUCGAAGAAGACGAUGAUGACGAGCGGGAAUCGAAAAAAAAACGGCGCAAGCGCAAAGGUCGUAAUAAAGAUGAUUCUGAUGAUGAUUCAGUUAUAAUUUCUAUAAAACGCAAAAAGCAACCACUUGAUAAAAAAAUAAAAAAACAAAUGAGGAAAGUUAUGUCUGCCGUUAUCAAAUAUGCAACCGAUGAUGGCAGAAUUUUAAGCGAACCAUUCAUGAAAUUGCCAUCAAGACAAAAAUUGCCGGAUUAUUAUGAAAUCAUAAAAAGGCCUGUUGAUAUCAAAAAAAUUAUGCAGCGGAUUGAAGAUGGAAAAUAUUACGAGUUUGCAGAUUUGGAAAAAGAUUUUUUUCAGUUGUGCCAAAAUGCGCAAAUAUAUAAUGAGGAGGCUUCAUUGAUUUAUUUAGAUUCUAUAGAACUACAAAAAAUAUUUACAAAUGCAAGAAAUCGAGUCCUAAGUGCAAGUGCUGCUAAAGAAAGUGUAAAAGCUGAGGAAGAUAAUGGCGAUACUGCUAGUAAAGAUGGACAAAUGAUAGUUGAAGCUGGUUCAAUUGAAGGUUCUGAAAAUGAAGAGGAAAAUGAAGAAAAUUCGGAUGACGACGAAUCAAACAGUAAAAUGAAAUUGAAAGUUAGCAAAUCAUCUGGUUCAACAAUUAUUCAUACAAAUAGUGGAGCCAAUUCGGCUGCUGUAAGUACGCCAAGUACUAGUGCUUCUAACUCUAAUUCAUCGACUGCUAAGAAACAGACUCGUCGAAAGCGGUGGCAGAAAAAAUACACUAUUUCAGAUGAUGAUGAAGAUGAUAUGGAAUAAAAAAAUUUUUUCUAAUGCA
Molecule: messenger RNA, 5727 nt
Organism: Condylostylus longicornis
Lineage: Eukaryota; Metazoa; Arthropoda; Insecta; Diptera; Dolichopodidae
Gene: brm
Product: ATP-dependent helicase brm
Exons: 6
Coding region: 309-5708 (1799 amino acids)
Biological process (GO): positive regulation of transcription by RNA polymerase II
Cellular component (GO): nucleus
Molecular function (GO): ATP-dependent chromatin remodeler activity; histone binding; ATP binding
Source: RefSeq, a predicted model, not a curated record